This is a messenger RNA of Ceratitis capitata (Mediterranean fruit fly), 1460 nucleotides long. Its product is annotated as allatostatin-A. The record is from RefSeq and is a predicted model, not a curated record. Gene Ontology annotation, molecular function: neuropeptide hormone activity. Lineage: Eukaryota; Metazoa; Arthropoda; Insecta; Diptera; Tephritidae. Bases 244 to 783 code for a protein of 179 amino acids. The transcript has 3 exons.
UUGACCUGUGAACAACGCUAAGUAACUAGAAAACUUCGAUAAGUUUUCUGAUAAAGUGAAAAGUGAACUGCAAAUAGAAGGAUAGUGCUGUAUAUCCUGAGCCUGGGCUGUGCAAGAAUUGAGCGGAUUAAUAAAUAUUUGGCAUAAAGUGCAACAGUUUGCUGAAGUCGGUUUUUGUUGCUUAAACUCUACUAACGCUCAGCUUCCGCAACAAGCACUUACACCCCUGCCAGUGCUUGCAAAAUGUCCACGUCCUCGAGCAGCCAACGCACCCUGUAUGCGCCAAUAUUAUUACUCGCCACUUCUGCGGCUUUCUUGGCGAUCAUUGCCAACGCUGAAGGUAAAUCGACUGGUAUUGGCUUAACACCACAACAACAGCAGCAGCAACAACAACAGAAUACAAUACUCUCCGAAAUGGAUACUGAAGAUGUACGAGACAAUGAUAUAACCGGAGAUUCGACGAAUUAUGACAAACGUAUGGAACGUUAUGCAUUCGGUUUGGGUCGUCGAGCAUACACAUACACUAAUGGUGGUAAUGGAAUGAAACGUUUACCGGUAUAUAAUUUCGGUUUGGGUAAACGAGCUAGACCAUACUCGUUCGGUUUGGGCAAACGUGGUGAAUAUGAUGAAGAUCAGUACCUUGAUGAUUUGUUGGAUCGCAAUCUCUAUGAUGCGGCAUUUGUUGACGAAAAACGCAACCGACCCUACAGCUUUGGCUUAGGUAAACGCUCACUUCAGGAGCCGCCACCACACCGAUACGGUUUCGGACUUGGACGACGUUAAAUGCCGAGCUAAGGAUACAAGCAAACCCACCAACAAGCACAAUAUCAAAGAGUCACCUAAAUUCUAGGAACUUUUUUCUUUUGUAGCAGAGAUGAAGAACUGAGCUGGAACUUUAAACAACUGACGUUUAGUGGCAUUUGAUGAAAAAUAAAUCAACGAUGAAAAGUCAACCGAAUUGCAUACAUAUAUAUCUAAUACUUUAAUCAUUUAUUUCUUGUCAACAAAAACAUUUGAUUGUCUAAUUUGAAAGCCAUUUGGAACGGUGCAGGGCAAAUAUACCAUACCAAGUAGCUUUCAAGUAAGUCUUAAGGGCAGAAUUUUACUCUUAAAAAAAUAAUUGUUCGCAAGAUACUAAGCUGAAUCUUAUGUUGGGGAGUAUGCACACACAUACAUACUACGAUGUCAAAUAAUCAAAAUCAAAUUGCCAAUUUAUGAAUAUAAUUUAAGAAAAAUUUCCAUUAUAAUUUUAUUUUACGAUUACAUACCAAUAUAAUUACUAACAUUAUAUACAUGCAUAUACUACAUAUGUUAUCUGUAAUAUACAUAAUAAAUAUAAAUAUAAAUAUAAAUAAAGUUGUGUGCAUGGGUAUGUGUAAGGCAUGCACUAAAUAUACAUAAUACUUAGUGGACACUGAAUUGUUGUUGCUGCAGAUGUAUGAGUAUAAGUAUAUAUUAGC